Rotaria sp. Silwood2 is the source of this 7598-nucleotide messenger RNA. Lineage: Eukaryota; Metazoa; Rotifera; Eurotatoria; Philodinida; Philodinidae. The record is from the annotation of a GenBank genome assembly.
AUGAAAGCCUUCGUUGUACUGAACAACUAUUCACAAUUAAAUGUCGCGAAUACAACAGGUGCUACCCAGUUGUUACAGUCAUCUGUUUCUUCUUAUAGUAAGCUUGCUACUGAUGAUACCACCACAACGAGUGGUGAUGUGUCAGAUUCUAAGUUAUCUGGAAACACUUCAACAAUUAAUCGUUUACCAUCAGAUCCAGUAAUAACAGAUUUACGCAAAGCCAUCGUAACAGAUUUUAUACGAAAUCCAAAGAUUUUUCGUGGUAAUAAGGACGACGUGACAAAAUGGUUAGAGGAUAUUGAUCAUUUGAUGCACAUUGCACAUGUUCCUGAUACGAAUCAGCUCGAUCUCAUUUCUUAUUCUUUAAGAGGAGAUGCCAGUCAGUGGUUUCGAAAUAACAAAUCAGUACUAACUAGUUGGGAUAAAUUUGUUCAAGAAAUUAAAAAAGCUUUUACUUCGUCCUUUUCGGAAGAGCUAGCGUUUAAAACCCUUGAGUCAUAUACUCAAGGGGAGAAACAAUCUGUCCGUAAUUUUUUUAAUGAAGUUCUAAAGUUAUGUAAGAAGGCUGAUCCUAACAUGAGCGAAUCGACUAAAUUGAAAAAUUUGUUAAACAAAGUCAAGCCUAGCAUGCAACUAGAGGUACGCAAGAAAAAGCCAAAAACAACCGCUGAAUUUGUUGAGCAUGCAAAAGAAAUAGAAGAACUAUUACAAUUAUCUAACAUCAGUACAGAUACAACUAUUAGUUCUGCUUCUAAACCAAUAAAUUUUUCUAAGAAUGACAAUACUUCGAGUACCACUUCUGUACAGUAUUCCAAUAGUACUAACAGUAAUUAUCGUUCAACACCACAAACUAGUUUUCGUGCUAAUCAGGGAUCAUCUAACUAUACGUCUGAUCGAAAUUAUGUAUCUAAACAGGAUCGAGCGCAGGCUUCUAACUCGAAUUAUUAUUAUCAGUCGCCACGUCAUUCUUUAUCCACGAAUAAGUACAAUGAUAAUACAGCUAGUCACACCGGAGCCACCAAAACCUUCAUCAAUAGUCAAAUUCUACAUCAUUUAGUACCAAUGAAUUCUAUACUAAAGCAAUCAUUUCCUUUUUCAUUAGCUGACGGUAUUGCAUCAUUUAAUGUUCUUGGAUUAGUAGAUUUAUCGGUUGAAUUUGAUAAUUUUGUUACUCCGAUAAAAGCUUACAUAGCUCAACAUUUAUGUACUGAUAUGAUAAUAGGCAUGGAUUACAUUAAUAAAUAUAAUAUGAAUAUAAAUGUUCAGAAACAGAUUGUUACUAUUCAGUUACACAAUAAUCAUAUUGUAGUUUCGAUCGUUAAUGUAACAAAAUCUAUUAGAAUACCGGUUAUUUCUUCUACCAUAGUAUUACUUUCUUCUAAUUCAACACGAAAAAUUCCAGUUGCCAUUCCUAUUUCAUCUAUUUCUUUACCAUUUAUUCCAGCUUCUUCAUUUAAGACUCACGUACUUGUUGACAAUAAGAAUAAAAAUCUUAACUUUCAAAGUUAUCGUAGUGACCUUGUAUUAUAUAAAACAAAGAGAUUUCCAAAAGUCAUACGAAAAGGUACAUGUCUAGGGUAUUUGUUGUGUUGUUCUAUGUUUCAACAUCCUCGUACCUUUUAUUCAUCGCACCAUCGUUUACUUGGAGCUACCAGACGUACUGGUAUGACUCCAGCAUCUAGUGACUUGACAAUACAUAGUGAUUCUAGUAAUCGUUCAUCUCAAUUAAGUAACAAUAAUACUCGUACUCCUAUACCACAUGUUAUUAAUACUAUUCCUCAUUCGCCUCCUGCUAGUAGAGCAUAUACUCAACCGGAUCGAGAGGAAGUGAUCUACGAAUUUAUUCAAGAAUUCUUGAAAGCUGGUCUUAUUUCAGAAUCAAAUUCGCUAUACGCAGCGCCAGCGAUACUUGUCAAGAAAAAAGAUAAUUCAUUUCGAUUUGUAGUAGAUUAUAGGCUAUUAAAUGCUAUAACUAUCAAAGAUUCUUCUCCUCUUCCCAAUAUGGAAGAUACAAUCUUUAAAUUGGGAAAAGGAUUUAGUUAUUUCUCCAAACUCGAUCUGAAAUCCGGUUUUUACCAAAUACCGAUUAAUGAAAAUGAUAAAGAGAAAACAGCUUUUAUAACCCCAUUCGGCUUAUAUCAGUUUAAUGUUCUACCGAUGGGAUUACGAAACUCUCCUCCUACUUUUCAAAAAGUUAUGACGGAGACUCUGAAAUCGUGUCGUCAGUUUUCUCUCGUCUACUUAGACGAUAUUAUUGUCUUUUCCAAAUCUUUUUCUGAUCAUUUGGACCAUCUUCAAUCCGUCCUUUCAGCUUUGCAACAGAAAAAUCUAAUCUUAAAUCCACCUAAAUGUGAAUUAGCCGUUCCACAAAUUAAUUACUUAGGUCAUACUAUCAAUAAAAAUUCUAUCAAACCCAUGAAUGAGAAGAUAGAAGCUAUUUUACGAAUAAAAGAACCGCGUACUUUACCUCAAGCGAAUCGCUUUCUAGGAUCUUUAGGAUGGUAUAGAAAAUUUCUACCAAAGUUUGCGGAAGUAGCAGCACCAAUACAUGCUGUUACUAAUCUUACGAGGCCUAACCGACGAAAGUUUAAGUGGCAAGCUGCUCAAUCAAAAGCCUUCCACCAACUUAAAGAGAUGCUUACCACCGAACCUUUAUUUCUACAUUUUCCUGUAGAUAAUUUACCUGUAGUAUUAACUACAGAUGCUAGUGAUAUCGGAAUAGGUGGCGUUUUACAGCAAGAAGUCAAUGGGCAACUUCGUAAUCUAUACUAUCAUUCUCAAGUUAUUACUCCAUGUCAAAGAAAAUAUAGUACCAUCGAGAAAGAAGCCCUAGCUAUCUAUAAGUGUUUAGAUCGUAUGCGUUCUUUUGUAUUAGGGAGAAAUAUUAUCAUUAUGACUGAUCAUUGCCCCUUAUGUUAUAUAAUGCAAAAGUCUAUUAAUAAUAAGAGGGUGAAUCGAAUCACGCACUUGAUUCAAGAAUAUAAUAUCGAUAAAGUCGUUCAUAUUCGCGGUCAGUACAAUUGUCUACCUGAUUAUCUCUCACGUUACUCAAAAGAACCCUUUGAUGAUAUAUUCGAUAUUGAAUACGGCUUAGCUAGUAAAUCUCAUUCGAUCUUAUCAUCAGCAACAUUAAAUAAUGGUACUAAGAAUUUAACAUCAGAUUCACCAGUUUCUUCUACUAAUCCGAAUGUUUUAGCAGUCAUGACUCUAAGACCACGUAAACAUCGAGUUGAUUAUACAAAAGAACAUAUUUCUGAUGGAAAUGACGUGAAUAAUCAUCAUGACUAUAUAGAUACAUCGGAUUCUAGACAUAAAAGGAAAUCUAAAGUCGCAUCAAAAAUUUCACAAAACUAUUUCGAUAUAACUCAGUUACAAGUUGAACAAGAUCGAGAUACUAAGAUACAGAACCUAAUAAAAAAUUUAUCUACUACAUCGAAUCCAAGUUCAUUUAUCUUAGAAGAUAAUAAACUGUACAAAUUAAUUAGUUGUCAGAAUAGUUCUAAUCGAAUCAUUAAAGCGUUAUAUUUACCAUCAUCUAUGAUAAAUUCUCUAUUAAAAGCAUGUCACGAUGAUCCGUUAACAGGCGCUCACUUUUCUACAGAUCGCAUGUAUUAUAAAAUUCGUCCUCAUUUUUGGUGGCCCGGAAUGAAAGCCACCAUACAACGUUACGUAAAGUCUUGUAGUUUAUGCACGCAAUUUAAUAUAGAUCGUGCUAAACGAUACGGUCACUUAUGUUCUAUUCCACCGCCUGAAGGACCAUUCACUUUAAUAGGCAUUGAUUUUUGUGGACCAUUGCCUAGGACUCCUCGUGAGAAUCAAUAUGUGCUUAUUAUCACAGAUUAUUUUACGAGACAUAUAACAGGAUUAGCACUUCCUAAUUGCACAGCAGAAACUGCAGCGCGCGCCUUAUUUGAUGAUUUUUUUUGCAAGUUUGGUAUACCUUCAGUUAUCUUAAGCGAUCGUGGAACACAUUUUCAAAAUAAGUUAAUGGAGAAUCUACAAAAUCUCAUAGGAUACAAUCAUAUUUAUAGUACUCCCUACCAUCCCCAAACAAAUGGUGUCGCAGAGCGUUUUAACGCUACUUUUGUAGCUCAGAUUUCGAAGUUACAAAAUGCUCAACAUAACAAUUGGGAUGAGUACUUGCAAGCCGUUGUCUUUGCUUAUAAUACAGGAGUACAUAAGUCCACGAAAUUUUCUCCCUAUGAGUUAUUAUACGGUCGUACUGCUCGUCUACCUAUUCAUAUACAACCUAAAGAAUUUACAUUUCUCAAGCCUAAUGAUUAUUUUGAACAACUAAAGAAGACGUUACGUAUAUUUCAUCAGGCUUCGCGUGACAAUAUAUUAUGUCAACAACAAGCUAAUCAGGCGUAUUACAAUAAGAAUCGUCUUGAUCCACAAUUGAAAUUAGGAGAUAAAGUUUUCACACGUGUGUAUGUUUCGAAAGGAAAAUUAGAUCCGAAAUUCUCUCCUAUUCCAAAAAUCGUUGUUGAAAUUCAUCACCCAAUGUAUGUAGUCGAAGAUGAGUGUACGCACAUAAGAUCACAAGUACAUAUAAGCGAUAUACGACAGAUUAGUUUUGAAUAAUAUUUUACAUCUUUUAUUCUAACAUAAUGUUCUUUUGAUAACAGUUUCGUCGUCUAUUACUUUAUAGGAAUAACACCUAUCAUUUCUAUUCUAUCAUGAUUUUAUUGUUUAUUAUUAUACUAAUAGUUUCUAGUUACGGAUAUAAUAGAUACUUAUGUUUAUUCUUACGACCGAAGUGAAAAGUCCUUUGAAUAACAUUAGCUUUCUGUUAUGGGAAUUAUGUUGUUACUAUGGCGCCGUAGGAGAAUAUAAUUGAAUAAAUUAAAAAUCUGUAUAAUAAUAUCGGAUGAUCAUGGUAUUAUAAAACUUCAAUUUUCAUUGAUAUCAAACCUUUAUACAUCAUCUUAUAGCUUUAUUUAAACGUUUUCUUAUUUACAUUUCUAUAUACUUCUUUUUUUUCUUUUCAUUUUUCUAUCUCAACUAUACGUACCAUCCUACACAUCAUUUAACAUCCAUUACAUAGUUCAAUCCAUUCUAUUCUUAUAUCUUGAUUAUGACAUCUUCAUCAACUAUCACUUCAUCAUUUUUAAUAAUAGCCGAUAGUCACGGCAAAUGUCUGGAACCCACUAUUAUUACACCUCAUAAUUGUAUUAAAACAUAUUCUAUUUCGGGUUUACAAUGGUCUAACAAAUACGAUCACAACUUAAGUUUGUUUUCUUUAAUACAUACAGACACAUUUGCUUCUUUACUUUCUACAACAUCUAACAUUCUCUUUCUCGUCGGAACAAAUUCUGUUCGACAUUUACCGGCAACAGAUGUCAUUCAACAAAUUGAUCAAUUCCUUAUAUUUCUUUUUUCUCAUUAUUGUCAUCUAACACAAGGAAACAUCAUAAUAACAACUUGCCUUCCUUGUUUAAAACCAUCUAUUCGAUAUUCGAAUAUUUCAUGGUUAAACGACAACAUUGAUCAUUACAACCACCUAUUACUUUCACUCUCAACCAAACAUAAAUUUUAUGUUUUGGAUUUACAUUUAUCAUUCGAAUGGUUAGGUUCUGAUCGACUUCAUAUUGAUUAUAUCUAUCGUCAUCAGUUUGCUAACAUUAUUUUGAAUUAUAUCAAUAACAUGAAUCUAAAUCAAAAUGUCUCUGCUAAUGUUUCAACUCGUUCACGUGAAUCUAUUUCUUUUCGUAAUAGAAAAAGAAAUUUCAAAAUCAAACAAGUUCAAAGAGACUUUACUUUGAUUCGGGAAAUUUCUUCAGCAUGGUCAUAUAAACAUAUAAAGGAUUUUUUGAAACACAGUAAUGUUCGAUUUGGUAGACUAUUGAUUCUAUCACAUCAUAAAUUACAUUUACAUUUCAAUAAUCUAUCACAAAUGGUACAUGCUGAUCAAGUGUUAACUAAUAACACGUUUAAUUAUGAUAAUUUCUAUUACUGGAUUCACCACAAUUAAUAGAAUUUUUUUCCAUUUGUUCCUUUUUUCAUACUGUUGUUUUUUCUCAACGUUUAUGUUUUCGUUUUCUUGUUAAUUUCUAUCGUGUUAUUUCGCAUCUCUCCCUUUAUGAAUCAUUCUUUUCUUACUUUGACUGCCCUGUAGGGCAUGUCAAGCUUAUGAUUGGUACCUUCCGGGAAGGGGAGGUGUGAGCGCCUGUAGAUGUUGUUAGUUAUCAACUACAGUGUUCCGCUCUAUUUAUUGUUGUUCUGUUACGCAAUCGAUUGGAAAACACCGCUCACGUGAUUGAGUUAGUUGAUAUUACGCACAUGUAUAUAUUUAUAUAUAUAUGUAUGUUCUUUGUUUUUCUCAUCAUCACCUUUUUUCUGUUGAUUGUCAUCAUCUUUGACAUUAUUAUAUUUUCUUGUUUUGGUCAAAUAUAUAUAAAUUUAUAUUUAUAUAUUAUCCAACAGCUUCAUAUCGAUUUAUAUAUGUAGGCUAUAUCAUAUAUAUAUACAGAGAAGUUAAGCUCAGUAAGAUCAUCCCCCAUUACAGAGCUAACAGAAUCGUCGUGCGCAAUCGCGGCGAAAGUGAUGUGUUUUGAUUGUUGCGACUUACGUGCGCAAGACGGCAUCAACCUGAGGUGCAUGGAAAAAGUAUCGAUCAAAGUGUUUGAAAGAUCUUUCAUAGUAUUUCAAAGAUCUUUCAAAGAGGUUUCGAACAAGUUUUCAUGUUUUUCCCGGUGGGAAACGGUGGGAAAAAGUCGGAAAUUACAUCGUUUCCGGCCGGUUCUUGAAGGAUCCGGAGGCCGGAAUCGUUGACCUGGGUAUGAGUGCCUGAGACAUAUUGAUAGUUUUUCCCACAAAUUGUCAUCGUAUAGAGCUGAAAUUUUCAGGAUAAAUCGAGUAAUUGAGCAUGCAUCUGUAGUAUAAAAGUCGGACCGAAUCGCAAUAGUAGAGAGAAGUAAUUGAAAAAAUACAAUAUGUGGUUUAUUUUGAGUAGGCGGAUAGUUGGGUAGGGACCACUAUUUGUUUACAUAUAAACUGAAUUUUGUCGAGGAGCAGAACCUGUGAAACACCUUUAAUAAGCUUAAAUAAAAUAGAUUCAAAUUAGCAUGCUCUUAUCACACACUGAUAGCAGAGUGAAAACUUAUGAAGCUUUUCACCAGAGCUAUAACGGAAGGAUCUAAUAUAAAUAAUGCAAAUUAGAGAGAAAUACUAAUAAAUUCUAAUGAAGAAGCACUGCUCCAUUUUGUUUCGAUCAUAGAACUUAGAAACGAAAUGACUUGAUAAAAAAUAUAUGAAGUGUAUUUCGAUGAAUAUUGACUAAAAAUAAACAGUCUAAUCCAUGUUGUUUCCAUAGAAAUUGUCAUGAAUACCAGUAAGGCUAGUUUGAUAUUCAAAAAUAAACACUUCUGUACUCAAUUUUGGCAAGAAAAAGAGAAAAAGAAUACGCGAAAAAAAAUUAAAAAACUUCUAAACCAGUCCGUUACUAAUUGGUAAGGAAUCCUAGACCAGGUCGACCGUUUACCGUGACCGAUUGUAACACUACUCUAUAACCUUUUGGGCUGUAUCCGAAGGUGAUCCCUAUUACUUCUCGAGACCUAUCUGGGCUGAUCGCUAUAACAUUGUUGGCCCUAUUGGAG